Mesitornis unicolor (brown roatelo) is the source of this 977-nucleotide messenger RNA. RefSeq names its product pleckstrin homology domain containing, family O member 1 (gene PLEKHO1). The record is from RefSeq and is a predicted model, not a curated record. Gene Ontology annotation, biological process: regulation of myoblast fusion. The transcript has a single exon. Gene Ontology annotation, cellular component: ruffle membrane; muscle cell projection membrane. The annotation marks the transcript as partial. NCBI's taxonomy places the organism in Eukaryota, Metazoa, Chordata, Aves, Mesitornithiformes, Mesitornithidae.
GCAUCUACCUCAACCUCUGACGGCAUGCUGACGCUCGACCUGAUCCAGGAGGAGGACGCCUCUCCAGAGGACCACAGCACCUGUGAGGAGAGUUUCCGGGUGGACCUGGAUAAGUCGGUGGCACAUCUUACUGCUGGCCGGCGCCGGUCAGACUCGGAGAACGUCAAGUCGUCGGAGAAGGGCCGGACGGGGAGCCUCCCGCGGCGGGAGGUGAGCUCUUGGGACAGAUCCGGGCAGCGCAAUGACUCCUUUGACAAAGGAACCAUGUACACGCCGCAGGUCCCCAAAAAGCUCUCGCACUCAGAGAAGAACAAAUGUGCCUCCAUGGAGGAAAUCCUGUCUCGACGGGACUCUUCCACGCACCGGGCGGUGCUGAGGAGGGGGCUGGAGGCUCAGUUUGCCUCGGCAGAGCCAGAGCAGCUGUCCCGGAUACAAGAACUGGUUGCACUGAAACUGGAAAAAACUCAGGAACUGUUGACGGAGGUGAAGGGCUACGGGGAAGGCAAGAGGAAGACCAAGGACUGCAGCACCAGCACCACCACCACCACCUCUUCCUCCUCCUCCUCCUCGUCUUCCAAGGCGGACUCUGAGAGGAUCCUGCAGGAGUCGGAGCGGUUGCUGGGGGAGGCCUCCUCCACCUGGAGCCAGGCCAGGCGGGUGCUGCAGGAGAUCAGGGAGCUGAGGGACCUGUACCGGCAGUUUGAGCUGCAGCAGUCGGACUCCAAGCCCAGACAGAGCUCACAGUCGCAGUACAGGAAGAGCAUGAUGUGAAGGCAAGCCAUGGGACAGGGAGGGCGGGACAGGGGAGGGCGGCCACUUGGUCUUCUUUUUUUAAUUAUUAUUUACAGUGUUCGAAAGAGUGAAAAGGUGCCUGUUCUUACCCAAAUUUGCUUCUCGAAGCUUGAACCCUUCCUCUUCUCCCUCCCAACCCCUGAUGAAACAGCCCCGUGUUCCAAUAAACACGGUUAUGGUUUAUA